AUGGCCCAGAUGUUGCUGCGACCUGUGCUCGUCCUCGCUGUGCUGCUCUCUCUCACCUGCAGCGCCAUCGCCGGCCGUCAUUUGCUCCAAACUGACAACACUUUCUACCACGCAACGUCUAACAUGUGCUCUACGGGCAAAAUGACAGCUUCGUGUACGCUGGAUGCUAACGUCACAACCACAUACCAGGUUACCAACUUCACUAUCCGCGUUUCGGGUGCACCCGUCUCGUCUGCCACAACAAUCACCAAUCCGAAAAUCUACACCUACGGCACUGGCAACACUGUGGUCGAGUUCAACUGCACAUUCACGGCGGAUCCGAAAUCCAGCACUUAUAGCUGCAACGUUGCAGAAAAGGUGUCACUCACUUACGCGUCCAAGCCAGUCGGCACCUUGAAGGCGUUGAUCGAUGCUGGGCUGCUCAAGAAUCCUCCGCCCUUGCUUGUUUCGGUUCAAGUUAGCGGCGUCACCAACAUCAAGGGGUCGGUCUCAGCAACUGCGACCAGCUACUGA
Closterium sp. Naga37s-1 is the source of this 513-nucleotide messenger RNA. Lineage: Eukaryota; Viridiplantae; Streptophyta; Zygnematophyceae; Desmidiales; Closteriaceae. The record is from the annotation of a GenBank genome assembly.